Molecule: messenger RNA, 552 nt
Organism: Gaeumannomyces tritici R3-111a-1
Lineage: Eukaryota; Fungi; Ascomycota; Sordariomycetes; Magnaporthales; Magnaporthaceae
Exons: 1
Coding region: 4-399 (131 amino acids)
Source: RefSeq, a predicted model, not a curated record
AGGAUGUUGUCAGAACUGCAUGUUUUCAUUUGCUCGCUGUGGCACGGCAGCUCCUUGCGCAUGUGGCUCAUGCAGCGUGUGGGUGGCCCCCUGGCCUGGCCGAUGAGCUCGGCCUGCCAAGCUGGCAGCUUGUGGCGCCCGUUCCUUGGCGAUGCCUGCUCGGAUCUCGGAGCAGCGGCAAGCAGCCUUCCAUCUCCCACCCCGGUCCCUCUCGGUCCGGGGGUGCUCGGCCGACACAGCGUCUCUCCCCCCCAUGCGCCAUCGGCUGGUUCCGGGAAAUCACAACAACAAACCCCGUCCCUCCAGCAGACACCCGAUGCAGCGCUGGCUGCGUCUGCCGGGGUCGUCUUGGUGGACGGGCGGGGCACCCCUCCAAAGGCAGUCAUGACGACUGUCUAACAUUAAUGGUACACUAUGGACCGAUGGUGGGCUUCCCAUGCUGGAAGCCUACGUUUGGAGGGCCCGAGCCGUUGCGGAACGCCCCUCUGCCUAUCGUUAGCCCAUGUGUCUAGCAGUAUCUAUCAGCUUCGCUGGCUUCUUUGUCAAAUGCUC